UUUAUGUUCCGUUCGGUGCACCAUAGUAAAGCCUCUGUCCCAGUCGAAUCAAGAGUGAGUCCCUCUCCAUCCGGGUCUUUCUCUCACCAUUCUCUCGACGACGCCAUAACGUGGCUCACAGAAACGAACAAGCAAUUAUGUCCGAUGUUCAGGAAGCAUGCCCACCGGAGGAACCUCGAGAUCUGUCGAUGCGGCGACCUUUCGAUCCUGUCGCUCACGAUUUGGAUCCGAAAUUCCGACUCACCAAAUAUGCUGACCUGAAGGGAUGAGGGUGUAAGGUCCCCCAGGAAGCUCUGCUCAAGCUUCUUGAGGGACUACAACAGGACAGUAGUGCCCAGGAGUCAGAACACUUCCAGUACAUUGCCAGUGUUCCUCGAAUAGGAAUUGGCAUGGACUCAAGUGUGACACCCCUGCGGCACGGUGGGCUCUCAUUGGUACAAACAACGGACUUUUUCUAUCCCCUUGUAGAUGACCCUUACAUGAUGGGUAAAAUUGCUUGUGCCAAUGUGUUAAGUGACUUGUAUGCAAUGGGCGUCACCGAAUGUGACAAUAUGCUCAUGUUGCUUGGUGUCAGUAAUAAAAUGACAGAAAAAGAAAGAGAUGUGGUCGUUCCAAUUAUGAUGCGUGGUUUCAAGGACUUGGCUGAAGAUGCUGGCACCCAGGUAUCAGGUGGUCAAACAGUUAUUAAUCCCUGGCUGACCAUUGGUGGAGUAGCAACUACAGUAUGUCAACCAAAUGAAUUUAUAAUGCCAGACAAUGCUGUAGUGGGUGACGUUCUUGUUUUGACCAAGCCCCUGGGUACUCAGGUUGCUGUGAAUGCCCAUCAAUGGUUAGAUGAACCUGAACGAAUGUCUCGGCUCAAAAUGGUUGUCAGUGAAGAUGAUAUUCGUAAAGCUUAUCACAGAGCAAUGUGCAGCAUGUCGAGACUAAAUCGCACUGCUGCUAGACUGAUGCACAAAUACAAUGCACAUGGUGCCACUGAUGUCACAGGCUUUGGCCUAAUCGGUCAUGCAAAGAACUUGUCAAAAAUUCAGAAAAACGAAGUCAGUUUUGUCAUUCACAAUCUGCCAAUAAUUGCCAAAAUGGCUGCUGUCAGUAAAGCCAGUGGAAAUAUGUUUGGAUUGUUUCAAGGACAGUCCGCAGAAACAUCUGGUAGGUUUACAACCAAACAUUUGGUGUCUUUAUUUCUUUUACAUUAGCUGAUUCUGUGUGCC
Molecule: messenger RNA, 1214 nt
Organism: Octopus bimaculoides (California two-spot octopus)
Lineage: Eukaryota; Metazoa; Mollusca; Cephalopoda; Octopoda; Octopodidae
Product: inactive selenide, water dikinase-like protein
Biological process (GO): L-selenocysteine biosynthetic process
Cellular component (GO): cytoplasm
Molecular function (GO): selenide, water dikinase activity; ATP binding
Source: RefSeq, a predicted model, not a curated record